CGAAAAAAGGGAGGGAAAGGGAGGGAAAAAAAAAAAAGAUAGGGUUUUUGCGAGGUCUCCUUCGAUCGAUCCCCUUCCAAACCCUAGGCCCCUUCGUCUCCGAUCCGCGCGUCUUCGGCUUCCUCCGGCCAAUCUGCGCCCAUCUCCGCCGCCUCCGGCCGCCGCGGCGCUGUUCUCCGCCGCAGAUCGCGCGAAUCGAGGGGCGGUGGGGCGACUUGGGGCGAGAUCCGAGGGUUCUUGAGAUACUCCUCGGAUCAUCUCACGAUCCCUCGCUUCCGUGGGGAAAAGGAUGCUCGAUCGAGUCGGAUUUGAGCGGAGAGCGAUUUGAAUCCAUCGCACGCAGCCGCGGACGCGAUGGAGGAUGCGAAGCCGUCGAUUUCUUCGCGAUCUGGCGACGGAGGCGCUAUGGAGGCCCGAUUCGCGGAUCUCUGCAAGAGCAAGUUUGAACUUGAUGAGAGCACGAUGAGGCAGGCGAUAAUGCUGUUCAGCGAGACCAAGCAUAUUCUCAUCGCAAGCUUGUCGAACAUCGGAAGCGGAUCGCCUGAGGAGAUUGAGAGGUUUUGGUCUGCAUCUGUUCUAUACUGUGUGUCGAGGCUGAACAAGGGGAGAGCCAAGCAGGAUAACCAAGAUCGGAGUAUUACACUCUGUCAGAUCCUCAGGGUCUUUAAGUUGAAGAUGGUCGAUUUCUUCAAGGAGAUGCCACAAUUCUGUCUCAAGGUCGGACAUAUUCUGCGCGGCAUAUUUGGUUCAGAUUGGGAGAAGAGGCUUGAGCUGAAGGAGUUACAGGCAAAUUUUGUCCACCUAAGUCUCCUAAGCAGGUACUAUAGACGCGCAUAUCAGGAAUUAUUCUUACCAAGCAACAAAAUCAGUGAUCAAAAUUCUACAUGUUGUGGCAAUGAGGGAUAUGUUUCUGACUACCACCGUUUUGGAUGGUUACUAUUUUUGGCUCUACGGAUUCAUGCAUUCAAUCGAUUCAAGGACCUGGUGACCUGUACUAAUGGAAUAAUUUCUAUAUUGGCCACUUUAAUUAUUCACAUUCCUGUACGAUUAAGGAAUUUUACUAUCCAGGAAUCUCCAAAUUUUGUUAAGAAAUCAGACAAGGGCGUCAACCUUCUUGCAUCUCUUUGUGAGAAAUAUCAUACAUCAGAAGAUGAGUUGAGAAGAGCCCUGGAAAAAACGAAUAACUUGAUAGUGGAUAUAUUGAAGAAAAAUCCACGACUGGCUUCAGAAUUCCAGAAGGAUACUUUAGAUUUCAUUGACCCAGAUGGUCUAAUAUACUUUGAGGAUUUGUUAGAGGAAAGUUCAUUGCAAUCGAGUUUGCUUAUCUUGGAAAAAGAUUACGAUAAUACAAUUAAUACAAAAGGCGAGCUAGAUGAACGCAUGUUUGUCGAUGAUGAGGACAGUUUACUUGGUAGCGGAAGCCUAUCAGGUGGUGCCAUUCAUUUAUCUGGCAGGAAGCGGAACUAUGAUGCAUUGGCCUCACCAGCAAAGUCCAUAACAAGUCCGAUGUCUCCCCCAUGUUCUCCGGCCUCACCUCUUCACGGAAAUGGCUUUUCUAACUCUAAGAUGGCUCCAAUCACACCAGUGAGCACAGCCAUGACAACCGCCAAGUGGCUUCGCAAUGUAAUCUCUCCUUGCCCUUCAAGACCUUCCGCAGGUCUUUUGCGCUUUUUCUCAGCAUGCGAUAAGGAUGUUACAAACGACAUUGUUCGCAGAGCUAGUAUAAUACUGGGUGCAAUAUUUCCUACCACUUCCUUCGGAGAACGAGUUACGUCUACUAGUUUGCAGAGUGCAAACAGGAUGGAUGCUAUAUGGGCAGAACAGAGAAAAGCAGAGUCCGUGAAACUGUAUUAUAGGGUUUUGGAAUCAAUGUGUAGAGCAGAGUCGCAGAUAUUAAACGGGAGCAAUCUUACUUCUCUACUAUGCAAUGACCGGUUUCAUCGAUGCAUGCUUGCUUGUUCGGCGGAACUGGUGUUGGCUACCCACAAGUCAGUGACUUUGAUGUUCCCUGCUGUUUUGGAGAAAACUGGCGUAACGGCUUUUGAUUUAAGCAAGGUGAUAGAGAGUUUUGUUAGACAUGAGGAGACUCUUCCGAGAGAACUGAAACGGCAUUUGAAUUCCUUGGAGGAGAGGCUUCUGGAAUGCAUGGCGUGGGAGAAGGGUUCAUCAAUGUAUAAUUCCUUGAUUGUUGCAAAGCCUGGUCUCUCUGCAGAAAUUACCUGGCUAGGGUUAUUGGCAGAACCUAUGCCAUCUCUAGAUGCUAUUGCAGCACAUCCUGAUGUUUCCCAUGGAGGUCUUCCACCUCUACCAUUUCAAAGGCAUGAACGAGCACCAGAUCAAUAUGGAGAUCCUAGAACACCCAAGAGAGCAUGCACCGAAAAGGCGAAUGUGUUGACAGAGCGUAAUUCAUUUAAGUCACCAGUAAAGGAAACUUUAUUGCUCUUUAGCAGCCCUAAAUCAAAGUUGCCACCUCUUCAAUCUGUUUUCGCAAGUCCAACGAGACUGAAUCCUGCUAGAGGAGGGGAGACGUGUGCUGAAACAGGCAUCAAUAUCUUCUUUAACAAGAUCACAAAGCUAGCUGCUAUCAGAAUCAGAAGUUUGAGUGAGAGACUACAACUCUCUCAGCAAGUUUUGGAGCGAGUAUAUUGCCUCUUCCAACAAAUCCUUAGCCAACGAACAUCUCUUUUCUUCAACCGCCAUAUCGACCAGCUCAUCCUAUGCUGCUUUUAUGGUGUCGCUAAGAUUUCUCAUCUGAGUCUCACAUUUAAGGAGAUCAUUUUCAACUACAGAAAGCAACCACAAUGCAAGCCUCAGGUUUUCCGUAGCGUCUUUGUACACUGGCCAUCAACAAGUCUCAAUGAAAAAACUGGAGAGGAGCAUGUGGACAUCAUCACCUUUUACAACAAGAUAUUUAUUCCUUCUGUCAAGCCAUUGUUGGUGGAGCUAGGACCAUCAGGAGUUAUUUCUAAAGAUAAGAAGACUACUGAAGAUAAGAGUAACCCUGAUGGCCAAAUUCCCGGAUCACCUCGAAUUCCUCCUUUUCCAAAUCUUCCUGAUAUGUCCCCGAAGAAAGUCUCUGCUGCUCACAAUGUUUAUGUAUCUCCUCUGCGAUCGUCAACAAUGGAUUCGUUGCUUUCACCUAGCUCGAAGAGCUACUAUGCAUGUGUCGGCGAGAGCACUCACGCUUUCCAGAGCCCCUCCAAGGACUUAACAGCCAUCAAUAACCGCUUGAAUUGUGGGAGGAAAGCAGGGGGGAGGCUCAACUUUGAUGUGGUGAGUGAUUCAGUCGUUGCUGGGAGCCUUGGCAACCAAAAUGACAGCCCGGCCUCCUCAGUUGCAUCUGCCGCCACCUUCAAGGCGCGGGUCAAGUCCGAGCCAUCUGAUUCAUGAUGGAUGGCUUUGUGGUAUUCGGCGAUCUACUCCCUACCGUAAUCCUCUACCAAUCUUGCUAUUACGAUAUGCCUCCAAGUGAGCAUUAAUCUGAUGGGGAGUGGUAGACGUGCUGAGCAGUAUAAUGCUGAAGAAUAAACAAACAAAUGCUGCUCUCAAAAGCACUCCAUCAGGUGCUUGUGUUAGUUUGCUCCAAGUCGACGCUGCUCUCUAAAGGACGGCUUGUAGUUUUCUCCGAGUCGGUAAAAUAGGAAAUGUACCAUCUUCACCAAUGUAAUUCAAUAAUCUUUUUCUUUAUUUCUUUUUUUUUUUUCCCUCUUCCGUUUGUGUGUGUGUGUGUGCGCACGCGUGUGCCCUGCUAUGUUAAAGAUUGUGGGUUUAGUUAGUUGGCGAUAUAUUUAUUGUGCUAAAGCUUUUUGGUAAGAUUAUUGUAAAUAUCUGUAGUCAUCAGCAUAGUUUGUAAACUGAACUUGUUCUUGCCUUUCUUUUAAUUCCCAGUAUGAUCAUUUGGUA
Molecule: messenger RNA, 3903 nt
Organism: Ananas comosus (pineapple)
Lineage: Eukaryota; Viridiplantae; Streptophyta; Magnoliopsida; Poales; Bromeliaceae
Product: retinoblastoma-related protein
Exons: 18
Coding region: 355-3390 (1011 amino acids)
Biological process (GO): negative regulation of G1/S transition of mitotic cell cycle; cell differentiation; regulation of transcription by RNA polymerase II
Cellular component (GO): transcription regulator complex; nucleus; chromatin
Molecular function (GO): RNA polymerase II transcription regulatory region sequence-specific DNA binding
Source: RefSeq, a predicted model, not a curated record